This is a messenger RNA of Zophobas morio, 1120 nucleotides long. It is a transcript of the gene mRpS22, whose product is annotated as small ribosomal subunit protein mS22. Bases 27 to 1073 code for a protein of 348 amino acids. The record is from RefSeq and is a predicted model, not a curated record. Gene Ontology annotation, cellular component: mitochondrial small ribosomal subunit. The transcript is spliced from 2 exons. Gene Ontology annotation, molecular function: structural constituent of ribosome. NCBI's taxonomy places the organism in Eukaryota, Metazoa, Arthropoda, Insecta, Coleoptera, Tenebrionidae.
UGCAACUGUGUUAUGUCAAUUUAAACAUGUCGGUUUUUAGACAUUUUUCAAGAAAACUGGUUUUAAAUACUUUCAAAUCAGACAUAAAGCUACAAAUUAAUACCCAUUGUUCAGUUUGUCUCCGUUUUUUAAGUUACCAGCCAAUCCACUACGAUGGCAAACCCGACCCGGGCCCCGUUUUUAUCAAAAAAGAAGUACAAACUCUCCUGAGAACCUUAACAAGGGUAGAUCUUGCAAAAGUUUUCAAAAAACGACGGUUCGGUGAGACGCAGCUCCAGCAACCUGUGUACAAAUUUAUGACAGAUGAGCAGCUUCAGGAAGCGUAUGAAGAAGCGAAAAAAAAAGUAGAUACGUUUCUUCAGAUACCUCCAGUUGUCGCCGUACGAAAACCUAAAGAUAAAGUUCUGUCAAAAGAUCCAGCUUUACAAGGUUUGGACACUUCGGCGUUUGUUUUCACGGAUAUAUCAUAUGGGGUGCGUGACUCCGAACGUAUGAUACUAGUGAGAGAGACUGACGGCACUUUGAGAGAAGCAGACUGGGAAACGCGGGACCGAAUCAACCAGUUGUAUUUUCCAGUUGCACAAAGACAAAUUCAGACACCAAAAAUGUUCCAGGAUAGUAACUUAGAAGAUUUGUUGAAAAGGGGCGAAUAUAACUUUAUUUUGGACAGAGCUUGCUUACAGUUUGACCCGAAUGACCCCCUAUAUCAGAAAAUUGUGUCCAUAACUUACCAAUGUGUCAAUGAUAAUAAUCAUUUUAAUGAACUCAGAUCUACCAGACAUUUUGGUAGUUUUGUCUUUUUCUUAGCUUGGAACAAAUUAAUUGACAACUUAUUACUGGACAUUAUUGAAUCUGAGCACAUUGAAGAAGCUAAAGCUUUGGUUGAGCUUUAUAGCCACAUCCAUCAAGUUAAAUAUGAAUCUAAAGAAAACCUCCAACAAAUUGAUGAAUACAUCAAAAACCACGCCAGCAAGAAAGCGGCUUUGGAGUUGGCGUUUCAGGCUUACAAAAAUGCAGCUAAAAGGAAAGGAGAAGUAGAGGAGGGUAUUAAGAGAGCACAUGGUCUCAGCUGAACUAGGUAAACCAUAUAGUUAAGAAUAAAUUUGUACAAAUAUAAAAA